Molecule: messenger RNA, 528 nt
Organism: Aspergillus tanneri
Lineage: Eukaryota; Fungi; Ascomycota; Eurotiomycetes; Eurotiales; Aspergillaceae
Exons: 1
Coding region: 1-528 (175 amino acids)
Source: RefSeq, a predicted model, not a curated record
AUGCCAUCUCUAUUCAGCACAGACAAUGCCCCUCAGCUGGGAGUCGCCCUCCUACGCGUAUCUCCGCUAGUCCUCUCGUCGGCGUCUCUGAUGUUCAGCUGGGCUCAGGACAUUUCGCUCGGCGCCUUCUUGCACCACUCGCUGCGCAACGAUCCGACCCAUCCAAGUGGCAAAAUCCUGCCUCGCUAUCUCCCCGCAUUCAUGAAACCUGGGCUCUGGGGAAUUGGUUUGACGUACCCAACGGCUACCGUCCUAUGUAUCGUCAACGGGUUAAGUGGCCAGAGCCGUGAAACCCGCCACCUGUAUUUUGCUGGUGCCGUGCUAAGUAUCGCUCAUUUCUGCUGGGGCCCUUCCAUGUUCGCCAUUCUUCGCCGCAUUCAGGAUCCCAAGACUGCCGGAGUCCCUAAUGAGAAUGCGCUAGAGAGUUGGCUACCCAGACAUCACAGUCGGACUCUAUUGGUUAACGUCCCGGCUUUCUUGUGCAUCUUUACUGCUACUUUGGCUACCAUCACCGAGGGUCUUAAGUAG